UGGGCCUACUUGGCCCAAUGCCCAAACCCAAGUCAAAAGCCCAAAAUAAGUUCCAAACCAAGGAGUAUUAAGGCGAAGGGUAGUUUCGUCAAAUCCCUCGAUGAAUGCCCUACACGCGCAGAAGGCUAUAAAUACGGAAUAGCAUGUCUUGUCAAAGGGGGAGGCCGCGAGGACACUUAGAGACAAAGAGCAGCUCGUCAGCUCACCCGUCUGAAGUAUCUCGCCAGCCGGCCCGUCUCAAGCAGCUCGUCAGAUCACCCGUCUGAAGCAUCUCGUCAGCCGGUCCGUCUCAAGUAGCUCAUCAGCUCGCCCGUCUCAAGCAGCUCGUCAGCUCACCCGUCCGAAGUAUCUCGCCAGCCGGCCCGUUAAAUUUUCCCGAUGGAGAUUCUUCCGAUUCCGGCGGAGAGUUUCAAGGUAGGAUUCAUCGGAGCUGGUAAAAUGGCGGAGAGUAUAGCUAGAGGUGUGGUUGCUUCCGGUGUGCUUCCUCCUAAUCGUAUAUGCACCGCCGUUCACUCAAAUCUCAAUCGCCGUGAUGUCUUCGAAUCCUUUGGCGUCAAUGUCUUCUCCACUAGCGAAGAAGUUGUUAAAGAAAGCGAUGUUGUCAUAUUCUCUGUGAAACCUCAAGUUGUUAAGAAGGCUGUCACAGAAUUAAAGUCGAAGCUUUCAAAGAAUAAGAUUCUGGUUUCUGUUGCAGCUGGAAUCAAGUUGAAUGAUUUACAGGAAUGGUCUGGUCAAGAUCGAUUCAUAAGGGUGAUGCCUAAUACACCUGCCGCUGUUGGUGAGGCAGCUUCAGUUAUGAGCCUUGGCACAGGAGCAACGGAAGAGGAUGGAGCAAUUGUUGCUAUGUUGUUUGGCGCGGUGGGGAAGAUAUUGAAAGCUGAUGAGAAAAUGUUUGAUGCUGUCACUGGUCUCAGUGGAAGUGGACCAGCAUACAUAUUUUUAGCAAUUGAAGCUUUAGCCGAUGGAGGAGUAGCUGCUGGUUUACCCCGAGAGCUUGCAUUGAGUUUAGCUUCACAGACCGUUCUUGGAGCUGCAACGAUGGUUAGCAAAACUGGGAAGCAUCCAGGUGUGUUGAAAGAUGAUGUUACCUCACCUGGCGGCACUACAAUAGCCGGAGUUCAUGAACUAGAGAAAGGCUCUUUCCGGGCAACACUUAUGAAUGCAGUUGUUGCUGCAGCUAAACGAAGCCGCGAGCUCUCACAGAGCUAAAUGAUACAUAUGUAGUUGCUGCUAUUGUUUCACCUCACAGAUUAAUCAAAAUAAGGGUUAUGGGCCUUAUGGCAUUGCUUGUUUUUAGGCGAGAGUUUUAUCCCACUUGUCUUCGAUGGUAGAGGUGAAGAUUAUUUAUCUAGACUAUGAUGUAUUAGUUCAGACAGAACUCAGAUACUUUUCUAUAAUUCUUAAUCUAAUAAAAAUCACUUUCAGUUUUGGGUUCAAUA
Arabidopsis thaliana (thale cress) is the source of this 1439-nucleotide messenger RNA. RefSeq names its product pyrroline-5- carboxylate (P5C) reductase (gene P5CR). The transcript has 7 exons. NCBI's taxonomy places the organism in Eukaryota, Viridiplantae, Streptophyta, Magnoliopsida, Brassicales, Brassicaceae. The record is from RefSeq and is marked reviewed. Gene Ontology annotation, cellular component: cytoplasm. The coding region runs from base 379 to 1209 and encodes 276 amino acids. Gene Ontology annotation, biological process: L-proline biosynthetic process. Gene Ontology annotation, molecular function: pyrroline-5-carboxylate reductase activity.